This is a messenger RNA of Penicillium cosmopolitanum, 2379 nucleotides long. RefSeq names its product beta-mannosidase. The coding region runs from base 1 to 2379 and encodes 792 amino acids. The transcript is spliced from 5 exons. The record is from RefSeq and is a predicted model, not a curated record. NCBI's taxonomy places the organism in Eukaryota, Fungi, Ascomycota, Eurotiomycetes, Eurotiales, Aspergillaceae. Gene Ontology annotation, biological process: glycoprotein catabolic process; carbohydrate metabolic process. Gene Ontology annotation, molecular function: beta-mannosidase activity.
AUGGGGUUUUUUGAACUACCGUUGUCUAAUGGCUGGACAUUUAAAGACCGAGACGAUCAUGAUCCAGACGCAUGGAUGUCUGUACCGGCAGUUCCCUCUACUGUGCAGCAGGAUCUGAUUGCAAACAAAAGACUCGAAGAUCCUUACAUCGGUUUCAACGAACUAAAGGCUCAAUGGGUCAACGAAAAAUCAUGGAUAUAUCGAACAGAUUUAAAAAGACCUGAUGUUCCGACCGGCGCCAAAGUGGUCAUUGUAUUCGAUGGUCUGGACACAUUUGCAUCUGUUACUCUCAAUGGCCAGAAUAUCCUGACAAGCAGUAACAUGUUUAUCGGUCAUCGAGUAGACGUCACAAAACUGCUGCUAGAAUCUGAUGGCCCACAUGUGCUUGAGAUUGAGUUUGAUUGCGCUCAGCUCAAAGCGCAGGAGCUACGAAGUAAGUACCCAGGCCACAGAUGGGAAGGCUUCAAUGGCGAUAUGGCACGCUUGGCUGUGCGUAAAGCUCAGUACCAUUGGGGCUGGGAUUGGGGCCCAGUCAUUAUGGCUGCCGGCAUCUGGAGAGAUGUACGCCUAGAGGCAUACUCUGUACGAGUGGCAGGGCUAUGGCCGCAGACACAGCUGGAGCACAAUCGCAAGACAGCAACCAUCACAGCUACUGCUGAAAUCGAUGCUGUCGUCUCCGGUUACUAUACAGUUAGCUUUUGUUUGUGUCUGAGAGGAAAGCAGAUUGCCUGUCAGAGCUUGUUAGUGGAAGUAAAUUCCUCCAAGAGCAUCGAAGCAAAGUUGCAGAUCAAUAAUCCAGAGUUAUGGUGGCCUCAUGGGUACGGCUCUCAACCUUUGUACGAUAUGUCGGUUUCGAUUUCGGGAGGCCCUGGAAAUGAGCUGCAUAAAAUGUCCAAGCGUAUUGGCAUUCGAUCUGCAGAAGUUAUUCAACAACCUGACAAGCACGGUAAAUCAUUCUUUUUCCGAAUCAACGGGCAGGAUAUUUUCUGUGGUGGUUCUUGUUGGAUUCCAGCGGAUAGCCUGCUUCCUAGUAUCCGCCAAGAUCGAUACAAAAGUUGGAUUGACCUCAUGGUAAAGGGUGGUCAGACCAUGGUCAGAGUCUGGGGCGGGGGAAUUUACGAGGAUAAAGCAUUCUAUGAGACUUGCGAUGAGAUGGGACUACUUGUCUGGCAAGACUUUAUGUUUGCCUGUGGUAAUUACCCGGUUUGGCCUGAGCUACUGGAAUCGAUUCAGCGAGAGGUCACCUACAAUAUCUGCCGCUUGCGACACCACCCCUCCAUUGUUAUAUAUGUGGGAAACAAUGAAGACUAUCAAGUCCAGGAGCAGGCAUAUAUGACCUACAAUUACGAGGACAAGGAUCCACAGUCUUGGCUUAAGACGAAUUUCCCCGCACGCUAUAUCUACGAGAAGCUACUACCGGACGCGGUGGCAGAGCUCUCCCCAAGUACAUUUUACCACCCAGGGAGCCCUUGGGGUGAUGGAAAACUCACGUCAGACCCAACUGUUGGAGAUAUGCAUCAGUGGAAUGCGGAUGGUCAUGAGCGACGACUAGCGACCUAUCUCGUGGAAAAUUUGCGCACGGCCACAGACCUUGAGACAUAUAUCCACCUUACCCAAGUGGUGCAGGCAGAGACGAUGAUGUUCGGUUACCGAGGAUGGCGUCGCCAAUGGGGCAAUGACCGUCAGUGUGGUGGAGCAUUGUUAUGGCAAAUCAACGAUUGCUGGCCGACGAUCUCAUGGGCGAUCGUUGACUACUUCCAACGGCCUAAGCCUGCGUACUACACAGUGAAACGUGUGAUGGAGUCCCUGGCGGUUGGCGUUCGUCGUGAACACCAUGAUUGGAGUGUUGUUCACGCGAGACCCCCAACCAAGUCAAAGUAUGAGAUAUGGGUUGCGAGUAGCCGUCGCGAGGGUAUUAAUGCUACUGUUGAGCUUCGGUUCUUGUCGGUGAUGAAUGGCGACAAUCUACGGCCCCCAAUUGUUUACGAUGUUACCGUUACUCCUAAUGGGACAACCGAUAUUGUUUCAGAUGGAGUCAUUGAUCAUAUUGCGCAACAUCAGCCUCAUGUUCUUGCCGUACGACUCUGGGUGAACGGUCGCGUUGUUUCGCGUGAUGCUGAUUGGCCGCAGCCUUUGAAAUACCUUGACUUCUCUGACCGUGGGCUGGUAGUAAAGGUUCAGAAUGGCAAUAUCCCCGGACAGCAGAGACUCGCCAUCAGUGUACUCAGACCUGUCAAAUGUCUCGUAUUUGAGGAACGGGAUAACAUAAAGCUCAGCGAUAGCGCGUUGGACAUCAUGCCAGGGGAUGAGCAGGUCGUGACAGUUUCAGGCCUCAGUGGGAGCGACUUGCCACUGAAGUAUCGCUUUCUGGGCCAAUAA